Molecule: messenger RNA, 789 nt
Organism: Durusdinium trenchii
Lineage: Eukaryota; Dinophyceae; Suessiales; Symbiodiniaceae
Source: the annotation of a GenBank genome assembly
AUGCCAGAUCAGACUGCCUCCUUGGGAUGUCUGGUUGAAAUCGGUGGGCCGCGGGCCAGGAAUCCUAUAGAGACUCGCUUUCGGGAUCGGUGGCCCAACUCCUUCGCGUGCACGGACCGUCGCCGUGGAAUAUUUCACUCGGUGCCGGUUCGCGGCGACGCGUCCGCGAAGCGCCACGAGGAGAACCGACGCUUGCGGGAGCAUCUCCAGGACUCUGACCAACGGUGCUACACUGCAGUGCAGCUGCUUCAACAGGCGCAAGAUGUUUUGGAACAACGCACCUCGGAUGGUGUGGACUCGGAGUACAAGAUGAAGGUGUCCAUCGAGAAGGAGAAGCCCUUGGAGAUGACCAUGGAGACCGCUUCGACCAUGCACAGCAGCCGAGAGGAGAGCGCUCAGCCCUCUCCCGUGUCCCCGAACGAGCGCCCGGCGACGCAGCCGGCCUUGCACGUGCAGCCGCCCAACCUGGCAGAGCCGCCCAACCUGCCCAGCCUGCUGGGAGGCGCCCCUCCGAGUGAGAAGCGGAUCUUCUACGCCGGCUCCACGCUGGGCCCGAACCGCAUGGUGAGUUGCCCAAUGCCUCCUCCCUUCGGCUAUCAGCCCAUGCAACUGCCACAGGACCAUACGAUGCCACCGGCCUUGGGCGCCACCCUCUUGACCUCGGCCAGCACGCCUUGCAUCCCACGAAGUAAGAUGCCCAUGGCACCCAUGGCUGAACCAGUGGCCGUCCCGCCCAUGCGACAGCCCUUCAUGCCUGCGGAACCCAUCAUGGCGCAUCCACUGAGGUGA